This is a messenger RNA of Chenopodium quinoa (quinoa), 2510 nucleotides long. Its product is annotated as ethylene-responsive transcription factor ABI4-like. Gene Ontology annotation, biological process: response to stress; positive regulation of DNA-templated transcription. Bases 395 to 1597 code for a protein of 400 amino acids. The record is from RefSeq and is a predicted model, not a curated record. Gene Ontology annotation, molecular function: DNA-binding transcription factor activity; transcription cis-regulatory region binding. The transcript has a single exon. Gene Ontology annotation, cellular component: nucleus. NCBI's taxonomy places the organism in Eukaryota, Viridiplantae, Streptophyta, Magnoliopsida, Caryophyllales, Amaranthaceae.
GAAAGAAAAGUAGCCCCCAAAGCCAAUGAGUAAUAAGGUUGAUCUGAGGCCUGUUUCCAUUACUUCCUUGACACUGCAAUAACUUUCUCUCUCCUCUUUCAUGCACCCUUUACAAUAUGUCAAUACUCAAUACAAACACACAGACUCAUACAUUAUUCAAUUCAAUAUAUAAAUAUAAAUACAAUCUAUCUAUCUCUAUUUAAUUUAAAAACAAAAAAUGAAAAAAGCAUAAACAGAAGAGAGUACAGUAUCUCACCGCCUAUUCCCACCAUUUACACCCCAUCCACGCUUCUGAAUUUCACCCUCCUCGCCACCUCCUUUGUUCACCACUUUGCAACCAACCCACCUCUCCCCUCUCCACUCCACCCUCCGAGGCACUCUCAAUUACUUUACCAUGCAACAACAUCAACAACAACAUCAUCAAAUGAUCAUCAAACCUCAACAAAACCUCAUUCUUCAACAACAACAACAACAACAACCCCCUUCUCUUGACUCUCCUACUAGCAACAACUCCUCUUCCUCCUCCUCCACCACUUUCAACAACAACAACAACAACAACAACCUUUCAAUCUCUCCAUCUACUGCUUCUCCUUCUCCUGCUACCUCCAACAAGCGGGGCCGCGGCAAGGGCGGCCCCGACAACAACAAGUUCCGCUACCGAGGUGUUCGGCAGCGGAGCUGGGGGAAAUGGGUCGCCGAGAUCCGCGAGCCUCGUAAACGGACUCGGAAAUGGUUGGGUACUUUCGCUACAGCGGAAGAUGCUGCUCGUGCUUAUGACCGCGCUGCUAUUAUUCUCUACGGCUCUAGGGCUCAACUCAAUCUACAACCUUCUCCUCCUCCUUCUACCGGGGGACCCACUACCAACUCCUCAUCUUCUCGUGGAUCUUCGUCUUCUUCUUCCGGAACCACCCACUCUCUCCGUCCUAUCCUCCCUAAGCCUGCUAAUGGGUUCGGGUUUACGUUCUCCACUUUUCCCUAUGGCGGGUUUGGGGCCGGGUCCGGGUUAACCUCUUCGUCGGCGUCAGUUUUGCAGUACCCGUAUUGUCCGAAUAUCGUUCAUGGGCCGGUCCAAUGGGCCGGUACUACUUCAUCUUUACCCUUCUCACAACCUCCUCUUGUUGAAAAUAAUAAUACUACUGAUAGUAUUAAUUUGAUUAAUAAUACUAGUAGUAGUACUACUACUACUAAUAGUAACGAGGUGGAUCAUGACCCGACCCUUCAACAGAUUCGGGUGCAGGAAGAUGAAGUGGAUCGGGUAACACAGGAUCAAAUCCUUGUACAAGGACAGCAAUAUCACCAACAAAGUAAUAAUAAUAACAACAAUAAUGGGUUUUGUACUCAAGAUUAUCAUCACAAGAGUUUUUGUGACGAGAUAAGUUCGUUGGUUGGAUCAGUUGAUUCAAGUUUAUCAUUAGGGUCGCAAGUAAUCGGGCAUUCGGAUCCGGGUCUAAUAAACUUAUUACCCGGGUCACCGUUAUGGCCGACGCCGUUAAGUGGUGAGUUAGAGGAGUAUCAAAUGCAUCAUACAACCAGUCUUUGGGAUUAUGGUACUGAUCCUUUCUUGUUCUUCUCUGAUAAUGAACAUCAUCAAAUUUAAUUAAUUUGGUGUUUCAUUUUGCAUGCAUCUGAGCUAUCUACAAGGUAAGCAUGAUUAAUUAAGGUCUUCAUUAAUUAAUUAAUUACUUGGGAAUUUGGUGGGAUUUUUUCAAGAAUUAUGGUCAAAAAAAGAAGGGAAAAAAAUCAACAUGCAGAAUGAAUUGCACCAUGUCCCAAAAACUAAAAUUUGAAUUCCCAAAGGAGGUUGGUUAAUUAUAUUGAGAAUUGCAAUUAAUGGACAAUUAAUUGCAAUUAUCUCAUACAGUAUUAUAGUUAUUGAUCUUUCAAUUAUAAUUAAGUUUUUUUUUUUUUUUUUUACAAUAUUUUGUAUUUGCCUAAGGUAUAGUAUUAGACUAGUAAUUAGAAGUAAUUUUUUGUUGGUUUUGUUUAUACAUAUAUUAUUAUUAUUAUUAGGAGUAUUAUUACUAGCUACUAUUACUCCGUAUUAUUAAUAUAUAUUUUUAUUAUUUUUCUAUUCUAGUUCUUGGUAUUCAUUGAUGAAAUAACCAAGAAAAGGAUAAUUAGGGUUAGGGUUUUGAGUUGGGAAUCGUUUGUCUCAAAGAAGGAAGCAGGAUUUUGUUGAAUAAGAUAUUUAAUGAAUAUUUUUUGUUUUUUUUGGAUUAUAUAUUUAUCAAUAUAUUGGUGAAUCAUCCUUUCACUACACCGAAUUUUUGUUUUCUUGCCUUUAUUUUGUAAAUGGGAAAUUGGUAAUCCAAUAUUAUUCCAUUUAUUUAAUUUUAUUUCUCUGCAUCUACAAUGAUAAUGUUAAUUUGGACUUGUUUUUUUCAUAUGAUUGUGAUUGAGCUUAGCUAAUGUACAUAAGUUAUUCUGAAUGGAAUCAAAUCGAUGAAUAAGCUUAGUAGACACAUAAAGCUUGUUUUGUAUCAACACUGGAUAUUUACAUUGAAAAUGAG